Monodelphis domestica (gray short-tailed opossum) is the source of this 1613-nucleotide messenger RNA. The record is from RefSeq and is a predicted model, not a curated record. NCBI's taxonomy places the organism in Eukaryota, Metazoa, Chordata, Mammalia, Didelphimorphia, Didelphidae.
CCUGGGCCGGCCGGGGCGGGGUCUGGCCGGGGCGGGGUCUGGCUGGGGCCUGGGCCGGAGGCAGCACAUUCCGUCCCGUCCGCGUCCCGUCCCUCCGCCGCCUCCUCCGCGCUCCGAGCCGCACGCAGUGGGUCAGGAUGGGCGAGUAUAACGAGAAGAAGGAGACCUGCGGCACCAUCUGCCUCAAGUACCUGCUCUUCACCUUCAACUGCUGCUUCUGGCUGGCCGGCCUGGCUGUCAUGGCGGUGGGCGUCUGGACGCUGGCCCUCAAGAGCGACUACAUCAGCCUGCUGGCUUCCAACACGUACCUGGCCACGGCCUACAUCCUGGUGGUGGCCGGGGCCGUGGUCAUGGUGACUGGCGUCCUGGGCUGCUGCGCCACCUUCAAGGAGAGGAGGAACCUGCUGCGCCUGUACUUCCUCCUGCUCUUCGUCAUCUUUGUGCUGGAGGUCAUCGCCGGCAUCCUGGCCUACAUCUACUACCAGCAGCUGAGCUUCGAGCUGAAGGAUAACCUCAAGAACACCAUGGUCCAGAAGUACCAGCAGCCAGGCCAUGAGGGGGUCACCGGGGCCGUGGACAGCCUACAGCAGAAGUUCAAGUGCUGCGGGAGCAACAACUCUCAGGACUGGCAGGAGAGCACGUGGAUCCAGUCGGGGGAGGCCGAGGGUCGCAAGUUCCCUGACAGCUGCUGUAAGACGGUGGUGAGGGGCUGCGGGCAGCGGGACCACGCGUCCAACAUCUACAAGGUGGAGGGUGGCUGCAUCACCAAGCUGGAGAGGUUCAUUCAGGAGCACCUGAGGAUCAUCGGGGCGGUGGGCCUGGGCAUUGCGUGUGUCCAGGUAAGGGGCAGCUGGCUGGACCGGGUGGGACGCUGCCCAGCAGCCCCUGCGACCCCCCUCCUCUGCUUCUCCCCAGAUCUUUGGGAUGAUCGUCACCUGCUGCCUGUACAAGAGCCUGAAGCUGGAGCACUACUAGUGGCGUCUGCAGGCCUGGGGCGGCUAGCGGCCUCCCUGCUAACUUAUUGCCGGCUCCCUUUCCCUUUCCCUUUCCUUCCCCGAGCUGUUGCCCUGGCGGCAGCCCCCUCCCUCCGCCUCCAUGGGACCCCGGGGGAGUCGGGUGCCUUGGCCGGCUGCCUGGGAGGCCCCUUCCCCAGCUCCAAGUCUCUCAGCUGGUUCGUUAAAGUCUCCUCCUGGGCCCUUUCUUGGGGGUGGGGAAGGUCCGGUCCUGCCCAGCGGCCUCCCCUGACCUACGGCCCCCUCCUGCCUUCCACAAGGGCUGCCCCCCAGCUGCUUCUUGAAAUAAAGUUCUUUUGUACUUCUGGACUGGAUGGUUCUUGGGGUGACAUGGGGGGAUGGGCAGAUCGAGGGGGAGCUGCCUCUCCUCUCCUCAGCCCAAGAGAAAAGGGAAGCCUUUGGCGGCCCACUGGGGUGAGGCGGGAGAUCCUGCUCCACCACUGGGGCCAGAGCAGCUUCCCUGCACCCCAGGGGGCUCCCGGACAGUUGAGCCCCCCAACACGCCUCAGUGCAGGCCGGAGCGAACCUCGCUGGUUGCCUCUGUUCAGGGCAGCCCCUUCCCCCUUGUGCCCCUCCCCCCGCUAAAGGGAUGACGGGGGA